Effrenium voratum is the source of this 2511-nucleotide messenger RNA. The record is from the annotation of a GenBank genome assembly. Lineage: Eukaryota; Dinophyceae; Suessiales; Symbiodiniaceae.
AUGUUGCAGCCUGCACAGGCCGCAGGUGUCGACAGCAACUUGCUAAAGCAGUUGCAGGCCAGGAUGACGAGCCUGCAGCUGUUUGCUGGCAAGCUUGAACUGAAUGCAAGUGACACAGCCGAGGCUGGCGCCAUUGUGCACAGCUUGGAAGGCCAUGCCGGGGGCUGGGUCAACAUGGACGCGUUGCAGCCCGUCGCCGGGCAUGGCCCGCCAGGCUUGGGGGCACCGGCGGCCAGCGCGGCGCCCAUAGCUUCCAAUGGAGGCAUCUUCGAGGACUUCGAGACAGUCUUUGACGAGCCGUCAGCAAAUCUUAGGGCCGCAAAGUCAAGGUCAAAGAAGAAAGAUGCCACGCGGGAGGACACUUUUUCUAACAGGUCCACAUCCAAGGCCCCAAGCGUGAUAAGCGUGCCAGAAUCGGAUCCAUUGCAGGAGGACCCCUUGUUCACCAACGACCCCUGGAGUGCUGGACCGGUUGGUUCAAGCCGAAGCACGGGCAAUGCUGGAGCCAAGAAGCGGCCAAGCCCGAACAACCUGUCGUUCAACAACUCGUCGCUGUUGGCUUCGGCAAUCUCAGCCCUUCCUCCUGGAAGAAUAGAGGUGCGGCAUGAGGCCAAGUCCCAAGCCUUCCGGGCAUCCAACGACCCGUGGGCUUCGUCCGACCCGUGGGGAGGCAGAUCCAACGGUGAUGCCAGGACGUCCAAGACGUCCCAGGACCCGUGGGCGUCUUCGGAUCCAUGGAGUCAACCAGGCGGUGCCGGGAGAAAAAGCGAUGCCCGGCCUGACAUGUACAAGUACCAAGCCCCGCGGGACUCCCGGGAAGACCCGUGGACGUCUGCAGACCCAUGGGGCGGGAAGUCUGGCAGCCAGCCCGAGAGCGACCCUUUGGCGGUUCACGACCCAUGGUCAGCGGGCAAGGUGAGCGACCCCUUGGCGGUUCAUGACCCAUGGGCCAAGGGCGAGAGCUCGAGGGAGACGCAGCCACGCCAGCCGCUCCAGGAGAGCCGAAGACCAGAAGUCCUCCAGCAGGAGGUCGAUUCCCCAGGUCCCAAGGUGCGGCAGGCUUACCAGUCUGGAAGGGGUGGAGAGAAGCCUGCCCUCCACCAGCGGAGCAUUGACAUGCUCAAUGAGUUCAUUUGGCGCACUCACUCUGGCGAGCGGAGUGCUGAAGAGCAAAAACUUGUGGUGUAUGAUAUCCUUCGGCGCGUGGAGGCGGCUGUGAAGAAGUCAGGGCUGAGUGGCGCUGUGGCCCCCUUCGGCUCCUAUGCCACCGGAUUCAAGGGCAGCACCUCCGACGUGGAUCUGGCGUACACUGGAGAGGUUGGGGAUGGUGGACAAGCUGCCCAAGUCAGCGCACUGGCGGGCGUCGUUCGCCACCUGUCGGCCGCCGGCUUCCAGGAUAUCACGAAGGUAUUUUCGUCGAGCAUCCCGCUCAUCAAGUUCUUCGAUCCCGACAGCGGCCUAGAGGUUGACUUCCUCAUCCGGAACGAAUUGGGCAUCCGAAAUUCUUUGCUGCUGGACACCUAUUGCCAGUGCGAUCCUCGCGUGUCAGUGUUGGGCAAGCUAGUGAAGGAUUGGGCAAAGCGCCACGAGCUGGUAGGAAGUCCUGAUGGCUGCCUAAACAGCUACGCGUACAUGCUGAUGACGAUCCAUUUCCUCCAGCAUCUUCACCCGCAAGUCAUUCCCAAUCUUCAGGCUUUGCCCUCCGAGUCCCAUCAAGUGAAGGACUGGAAGUGGGGCAACGUGCCCAAUGUUUGGGAGACCAAGUUUUUCAAGGAGGUCGUGGAGCUGCAACCGUCGGACAACAGGAUGAGUAUUGCGGAGUUGCUUUUCGGCUUCCUGCACUUCUUCGGUCGAGAGUUCAACUGGUCCAAGCAUGCCGUGUGCAUCCGACUGAAUUCGCCUGGCGCGGUGGUCGAGAAAUCCCAGCUCUGCAAGACGGCGGAUCCGGAACAAUGGUACAUCGAGGACCCCUUUGACCUCAAGCACAACCUGGCUGGCCGCUGCAGCGCGGCAGGGAGGCGACGCAUCCUCAGCGCGAUGCAUAAGGCGACCACGAAAUUGUACUCAGCAAAGCUGGUGGAGGUGUGCGGCCCGCCAGCGCUGGAGGGAUACUUCCUGAAGUGCAAAGUGACCGCCGCGAUCGAGGCAGAGGAGCUUCUGAAACCAUUCGAAGGCACUGACCUGAGGAGGCUUCACAUGCCCGUGCUGCAGAACGCACGGACGGGGCAGGCCUUCCUGGAGUUUGCCACUGCUCCAGGGCGGCGACGUGCGCACUCCAGGAAUGAGAGCUACGUCCAAGACUUGCAGCUGAGCUUGAUCCAGAGCAGCAAAUUUGCACUGGACGAAGCUAUGGAGGAGAGCUCACGUACCAGAUCCACGACGUGUUUCAAGCGCCAAUCCCGGAGAUGCAGAUGGAUGUGUCGCAGAUGUCGCAGAUCAACUGGCAAUGAAGCUCCGCAAGGAGCUGUGCCUGCCCAGUUUGAAUCGAUCAGAUCGCCAUGUUUUAUUUAG